AUUUCCAGGUGAUUUAUUGAGAGGGAAGAGAGCAGUAUGAAUCCGAUGACGUUUUGGGUUGUGCGACAUGCCGAACGUGAGGAUAACAUCAAUUCGGCAUGGCAGAAUAGUUCGAAGUUGAAGAGUGAUAAUUCGCCAUUAUCGAAAAGGGGACAAGGACAAGCGGAUGAGCUUGCUAUUCGUUUCAGUAAUAUUCAUUUGGACCACAUCUUUGUUUCACCUUUUGAUCGUACUCUCGAAACAGCUACACGACUCCUACGAAGUCACAAUAAUGCUACCAUAAAAGUUGAACCAGGAUUAUGUGAAGGGUUAUAUAUGUGCGAAGAUCCUCCCGGAUAUGAGAAUCUGGAUACCCUGAAAGAAAAAUAUCCACUUGUUGAUACAUGUUAUACGUCUGUAAUGCCGUGGAAGCUUCCGCGAGAAGGUGACGGUGAUGCAGCUUGUACACCACGCGUAAAAAUGACUUUGGAAGGGAUUGAGAAGCGUUUUCCAGAUACUGAAGUGUUACUUGUGUCUCAUGGGGCUCCAAUUGGUGCAAUCCAUGAACUCCUGGGUGGUUCAUGGAAAUACGUUGGCCAAGCAACGGUAUCAAAGUUUGUCAAAAGACCGAAAGGUGGUUAUAUCAAAGAAUUUAGUGGUGAUGCAUCUCAUCUUAGCGACAAAACUAAUCUUAGGCCAUGGUAAUGAUUUUGUUCUCUCUCAAUGGGUGACGAAAUAUCUUAACUAUUAUUGGUUGGAAGCUCCCAGACUGUUAUUGGUUAAACUGCACACGUUUAAAAUAAUGUUUAUUUAUCAACUGAUGCAUGACUUUGAAAGGUGUUAAAAUUAAACGGCUGCGAUAAGAUGAAUCUUUUGUAGUUUUCCUAAUCUUGGACUUCUUCAUAUACGCUAGAAACUCAAAUCUAAGUUCCUGGCAGACUUUGUGGAAUAGUUCUUAUAAUUUCCAUCUUAAAUUAAUUUCCUCUCCUUAUCUGAAAUUCAUUCUGUUCGUGAUGUUCUGAUUGUCAUUUUAAAUAAAGAUAAUGUUACGGCAGAUAUGCCCAUUCCAUGUUGAUUCACCGAAAUUGUCUGCAAGAAAAUAUAUAUGGUCGACAG
Loa loa (African eye worm) is the source of this 1095-nucleotide messenger RNA. RefSeq lists its product as hypothetical. The coding region runs from base 37 to 684 and encodes 215 amino acids. The record is from RefSeq and is a predicted model, not a curated record. The transcript has 4 exons. Lineage: Eukaryota; Metazoa; Nematoda; Chromadorea; Rhabditida; Onchocercidae.